Messenger RNA from Pocillopora damicornis (cauliflower coral), 2588 nucleotides. RefSeq names its product ribosomal protein S6 kinase-related protein. Lineage: Eukaryota; Metazoa; Cnidaria; Anthozoa; Scleractinia; Pocilloporidae. The record is from RefSeq and is a predicted model, not a curated record. Gene Ontology annotation, molecular function: ATP binding; protein serine/threonine kinase activity. Gene Ontology annotation, biological process: protein phosphorylation.
CUCAACUUGCAAGUCAAAGCAUGAUUUGCUGUCCUGUCAAAGUUGUGGUGCAUCGAGCAUCGUUCGAAAAAGACCUAUUCAGGGACAGAGGGCACUUUCAUCUAAACUUUUGCAAAAUAUUUUACGAAAUCCGAUACCAUCACUUAGAAGAACUAAAAAGAAGAAAGAAUAGUCAUAUCGAGAGGAGUUUCAACGCGGAAUCUACAGGGCUUUGAUGAUUCAGAGUGGUAAUGGGGAAUAUUCAAAGUAGGUGUUCAUUACAGAAAAGGAAAACUCAAAAUCGACUGCACCGUAAAGCAGUAGGAGAAACAGAAGUUGGUCGGCCCGGAGCGUCCAAACCAUCACAACUACAACGAAGUGCCAGUCAAGGAUCUUUACGAAGGCGAUACUCAGAAUCUGGAAAUUAUUCUUACAAAACACCUUGGCCUGUUCCAUUGAGUGACACUGUCUUUUUGCCCGAGUAUGAUUUUAAGCAGGUAGUCAAGAUCAGUGACUUUGAGAUCCUGGCAACAGUUGGUAAAGGUGCAUUUGGGCAUGUACUUCAAGUACAAAACAAACAAUCUAAUAAAUUGUUUGCCAUAAAGAUACUGAACAAAGCAGAAAUAAUCAAGGGGAAUGCUGUUCAGCAGUGUAAAGAUGAAGUUAAUAUUCAGAUACAACUUGAUGAAUUUCCAUUUCUUGUGAAAACUUGGUAUACAUGGCAAACUAAACACAAUCUUUUCAUUGUUUCAGAUUUUGUUGAUGGCAGUGAUCUGUACACAUUAUGGCGUCAAGAAAAGAGGAUAAAUGAGACAACUGUCAAGUUGUAUUCUGCUGAAUUAGCCAUUACAUUAGAUUACUUGCACAAAUCAGGGAUCAUUUACAGGGAUUUGAAGCUUGAGAAUAUCCUCAUAGACAAUGAAGGUCACAUCAAACUGGUCGAUUUUGGUCUGUCAAAGUUAGUGAAACCUGGAGAGCGUGCAGGAACUAUCUGUGGGACCCUGCAGUACAUGGCCCCUGAAAUCUUGACUGGUAAAGAAUAUAGCCAUUGUGUAGACUGGUGGAGUUUAGGCGUGGUGAUGUACAUUCUUCUCGCUGGAAAGUAUCCAUACCCAGUCACACAAGAGCAUGCCACCCAGUUCAAAGUGGUCAGCGGUGUCGAGGUUGACUUUCCACUAGACCUUUCACCUAAUGCGAUCAGCAUUGUUCAGGGGCUCUUGCAGAAGGACCCCGCUUGUAGGAUAUCAAGUGUUGAAUCGUUUGAGACGCACGCGUAUUUUAGUGAUCUGUUGUUCAAGGACGUAUUGGAAAAGAAGCGAGAACCCAUCACCGUGGAAACACUCAAGACAUUAAGGCGGAGAAGCAUCGGAUCUAGAACGAUCUUCCCCAGAAGAAUCGAAAGAAAUCGUCGAGAGAAGAAGCCCCGUCCGUUGUCGUGGGCGAAUCCAGGAAACUUCACCGUGCGAGAUAAAACCCACAUGGACUGGCUUGUAGCUGACUUGGGAAGUCUACGCACACUAACGCUCAGCAGUAACACAGAGGAGGGCGCUGGAACUGAGUAUUUAGUGGCUUCGUGAAAAUGGUUACAGGUGAAGUGUUAAAGAUCUGAAAGGCCGCGAUGGUGGACCAUAUUCUGGCUACUGGGGCAUUUAUUUCUUUCUGUGCGUGACCAGAAGAACUCAGGGUCCAUGAGGUAGAAUCAAUAAAUAAUGAUUGGGAGUUCUGAAUUAAACCGCCUAGUGAGAUCAAGGUAGCCGUAGCUAAAAGUGGCGUGAGCCCCAAAAGAUCUGAGUUUUGAACAAUUAGGAAAACUGGUGAUGUUAUGUGACGACAGGCAUCCCUACCCUUUUCACAUAUGAUCUCUUUCACCUCACCCUCCUGCACAGUAUUUAUUGAACGGAUUAUUAAUAUAAUAUAUUUUUUAAUAUAUCGAAGUGUUUCACGCUCCUGCAUGCAUUUCUGAGAAUAGUUCAGUUAAUAUAUACAGUGUAUAAAAGAAACAUUCAAACGUAUUAUAAUAAUUUUAUUAUUAUUAUGAUGAUGUACAUCAUAGAGAAAUAUCCAAUACGAAUAUGCGUACUAUGCGCAUUUAAGAGAGAUCCUAGAGGUUCUUACAUCUCGUUAUAAUGUUAUGCUGUUGCAGCAGACCGUCAAAUUGUCAGACAUGCUCCUUCACGACAAUUGUGACUUUCAGCUGAUGUAAAUGCAGUCGACUCUUGAUAACUCGAUCCUGUGUGGGAAACAGAAAAAAUUUAUAGUUACCGGGAGUUUAGGGGAAAAAAUGCAGAAAAUAGAGGUGAAAUGGUAUUAACUGUUCCUCUGUUCUUAUAGUACAAAUUCUGAUCAAAUUUUGAUCAAAACGUAGACUCGUGGAGUUAAAAUGGAACACUUUGAAAAGACCCUAAAAGCAGCACAGUGACAGCAAAAUAUAUGGCACUGUAUUGAGAUGUACCCUACUGGAAAAACUCGUUUUUGUUGUUCGCGAAAAGGAAGGUGACAGAAAAAUGCACAACUGCUUCAAAAUGAUUCAAUCUUUGGACUACAGUGCCAUGUGUUAUGUUUUGGUUAAAGUCAUCAAGUGUCAAAUUAUAUGGGAAGUGUCUCUAAUU